AUGAAAUUAUGGCAUCAUUUGCAAAAAUUUUAUCCAAAAGAUGGAGAUUUAGUUUUGAUUUCUGAUGUUGACGAGAUACCAACAAGGAAAGGAAUGGAAUACAUGCUAGAACACCCUCCUAUUUAUUACUAUACCAUUCAUGCUGUUUAUAAUACAAUAAAUUUCAUGUACAAGACACCAGAGAAAUGGCAUAAAUCGACGCUACUACGAUACAAUUCCCAAGUAAAAGCAAAAGACUUCCAAACUUUUCGAGAUGAAGUUGUUAUCAAUCUUACAGAGCCUGUUGCAACACAUUGCACGUGUUGCUUCAACGAUCUUGAUAACUACACUAGAAAAUACAAGUCAUUUUCCCAUCAAGAAUUAAAUAGACACCCAUUUAUUAACGAAAGUUACGUUUUUCGAAGCCAUUACUGCAGAAAGUCAUAUCCUUUCGAUAUUAAACUCACACGUGAUAUGAAAAACUUUUACGAUGAAGAUCUGAUUCCUGAUGAUCCUCGUCUCGAAUUUCUGAUAAAUCCAAAGUUUAAAUUAGAUAUCAGCCGGACAAUAUACAAAGAAGAAGACUUGAAAGACCUGUGUAAUGAAGAAAACGAUUGGUGGGAAGAAAAAUUCGUCCGUUUGAAACCAAAAUAUCAAUUACAAUAA
This is a messenger RNA of Trichomonas vaginalis G3, 645 nucleotides long. RefSeq names its product beta-1,4-mannosyl-glycoprotein beta-1,4-n-acetylglucosaminyl-transferase family. Gene Ontology annotation, molecular function: beta-1,4-mannosylglycoprotein 4-beta-N-acetylglucosaminyltransferase activity. The transcript has a single exon. Bases 1 to 645 code for a protein of 214 amino acids. The record is from RefSeq and is a predicted model, not a curated record. Gene Ontology annotation, biological process: N-acetylglucosamine metabolic process; protein N-linked glycosylation. Gene Ontology annotation, cellular component: membrane. Lineage: Eukaryota; Parabasalia; Trichomonadida; Trichomonadidae.